Gigantopelta aegis is the source of this 2770-nucleotide messenger RNA. Its product is annotated as calcineurin B homologous protein 1-like. The transcript is spliced from 7 exons. Bases 91 to 657 code for a protein of 188 amino acids. Gene Ontology annotation, molecular function: calcium ion binding. Lineage: Eukaryota; Metazoa; Mollusca; Gastropoda; Neomphalida; Peltospiridae. The record is from RefSeq and is a predicted model, not a curated record.
GGAAGUUCCCCGGAACACCCUUCCGGGAAACAAGUGCAAAAAUAAGAACGGCUGUUAGAUUUUGAUGACACACUUACACUGCUUACAAUCAUGGGUACUCGGGCUUCCAUUCAGUUACAAGACAGUGAAAUACGAGAAAUACAGGCAGAGACAGGCUUUUCUCACAACCAGAUUGUGAGAUUGUACAGUCGAUUUGCAAAUUUAGACAAAAGCAGAAAUGGAUCUCUAAGCCGGGCUGACUUUCUCCGGAUACCAGAAUUAGCUAUCAAUCCCCUUGGUGAUCGGCUUGUCCAGUCCUUCUUCCAGGAGAACACAGACAUCAACUUCCGUCAAUUUAUGCAGGUUUUAUCCCGGUUUCGCCCAAUAAAAGCCAAUCCGGAAAAAAACAAAUUGAAUACUCGUGAAGAAAAAUUAAAGUUUGCCUUCAAGAUGUAUGAUUUGGAUGGUGAUGAACUGAUCUCAAAGAACGAGCUGCUCACAAUUCUUCACAUGAUGGUGGGAACCAACAUCUCCGAAGAACAGCUGGGGAGCAUUGCUGAUAGAACCAUUUCUGAGGUGGAUGAUGACAAGGAUAACUGCAUUUCAUUUCAAGAGUUUGUAAAGGCUAUGGAAAGAGUUGAUGUUGAACAAAAAAUGAGCAUCCGCUUUCUACACUGAUCUCAAGUAGAAUUCUCGACAACUGUUACAAUUAUGUUAAGGUCACAUAAAUGGCACUUUUUUUUAUAAGGACACUGUUUCAUUUGUAACAACACUAACAUUUUUGUAAGGACAUUGUAAACAUAUUUGUAGGAACAUUGUGACACAUUUCCCCAAUGUUGAUUCAAAUGUUUUUCAUUUGGAAAGGUUCAUCCUAUUUUAAGAACAUGUGAAUAAAAUAAAAUCAUUCGGGACUAGAUUCUAAAAAGUGCACUGUUUGCAUUUCAUGGAUUCUAAAAAUUAAAAAUAUGUGCAAAGGUUGUGUUAAACGACAUCUUACGUUUAAUUCAGAAAAUCAUGAUUUGCCCAAAAUAUUUUAAUCUUCUUAUUAAAUAAAGCUGUAUACAUUAUUGCAAUGAAUACUGGAGAAUGGGUCCCACAUUUUGAAUGUUAAUGGAGAGUAAUUUUUGUUACAUAGAUUUCUGACUUAGUGAUAUGUCAUAGGAAGAAAAAUAAUUAUCUAUUUGACAUCAUUAAUAGAAGUAUACUUAAGACAAAGUUUGUUUUGUUUAAAUAUAUGCACCAUCCCACAGACAGGAUAGCACAUACCACAGCCUUUGUUAUACCAGUUGUGGUGCAUUGGCUGGAACGAGAAAUUGCUCAAUGGGCCCACCAACGGGGAUCGAUCUUAGACUGACCGUGCAUCAAGCGAACACUUUACCACUGAGCUACGUCUCGCCCCUUAUACUUAAGAAUGCAGCUGUAAAAUAAAAACCAUGACUUGGUAGGAAUAUUCAGUCCAAAGAUACAUCUAUAAAAAUGGAUAAAUGAUGUCUAUUUUUGGUAUUUAUGACAUGAUUAUUACAGCAGUUGAUAGCAAUAUGGUAGCUAAUUUGAUGCUUCGUUUUUCUCUACAAGAUCUGUAAACAGUUGAUAAUAAAAGUUUCUAGCUACUUGGAAGUUCAGAAUUGUAGACUUAAAAGUCCAAUUACUUUGCUUUUUUAAGCAGCAAAAUAAUGUGGUAUGAGAGGCAUAAAUAAUGCAAUGCAUAUUUCACUGUUAAUUUCUCAUAGAAAGGUCAUGUCAUAUAUAAUAAUCAUGCCGACAGAUGAGAUAUUGGUAACAACUGUAACUGAAAGAAGAUAUUGUUCAAAUCAGGAAUAAAAUGUGAAAACUGAAACUGAAAAUAACAUUAAAGGACAUCUGUUGAUGUUACCUCCUUAUACAUUUACAUGUAUAUGGCAUAAUUGUACAUAUGAUUACUUUAUUUUUCCUAUUUAUUAAAUAACAUUCCUAAAAAUAAUAUGGUGCAAUAUAAUACAGAGAAAAAGUAGUAAUAAUUACAAUCUCAAACUGUCCAUGCUUAUAUCUGCUUUUUGGGAUUUACGAGGAUUUUACAUUUGAAUAUUUUAUUUUAUUUUGUAAGUUUUGCUGCAAACUACAAUGUACUGUCAAAUUAUAGGGCAUUUUCAUUGGAAAAUUAGCAUUUUUAUUUUUAUUAUAUUAAUCAUAGACAUGAUCACAGAUGUCAGUAACAGUCAACUUAAUAAAAUAAUAUUAUGGAUAGCAUUUAUUAUCAUAUAUGAUCCCAACCACUUCCAAAAAAUAUUACACGCAUCACUUGCCAACAAUUUUCAAAAUCUUUUUUUUUUUUUUUUUUUUUUUUUUAGAACUAUUUGUUUGGUUUGUAAAAGUUGCAAAUAUGUUUGUUUUUCUUCCUUUUGUUUUUGCUACCAUAUUAUGUAAUACAGUUAUUGUAAAUAAUAAUAACAUUCCUAUUUCUGAGACACUUGAUCUCCAAAAUAUUUAACAUAUAUUAUCAGAUUGUUACAUUGUUUUGAAACAUACAUUUUUAAUGCAGUCUUAAUUUUCUAUAUGCAUAUCUACCCAAAUUGUUAAAUGCCAUAAUUGUAUAUUUUUAGUUUAGAGCAGAAUGUUUUCAACUUGUAUUUUUAACAAGACAUUACUAUGGCAUUCUGUUUGUGAUAUCCUGUUAUUUGUAGGCAUUGGGCUUUCUUGGUUUCAGAUGGAUGGUGUUGAAAAGUUGUGAUUAGUAAAUUUAGCAUAUUGUGCAUUUAAUAUAGAAGUCACAAAUUGUUAUUUUCAACAGAAAAGUAAAUGGAUAUUGAAAAUG